AUGUCUGAAAAUGAUGUUAUAUUAGUAACAUCAUCCUAUGAUCAUACUUUUAUAUUUUGGGAUGCUACUACAGGACAAUUGAAAGAGGAGAUCAAUUACGGGGAAAAGGUGAUUGUAAAUAGAAUUGACAUCUCUCAAGACAAGAAGCAUCUGGCUGCGGGUGGCAACUUCUUUGCUUCUUACUACGAUGUGAUCUCUUAGAAGAAGUAGCCUGUUUAUGUUUACGAUGGAUAUAAGAAUAAUAUAACAGGAAUUGGAUUUUUGAAGGAUAGCAAUUUCUUUUAUACUUGUUCUGAAGAUGGAUAUAUCAGAAUCCAUGACCUUAGAUCAAAUAGUAAAUGAAUUCAAUAAUAACUUAGAUUUAUCACGAGAAUACUAGGAGAAGGAACCAUUAAAUACCAUAUGUUUGCAUCCAAAUGAGACUGAGUUGAUCGUUGGGGAUUAAAUGGGGAAUGUGAAGAUAUACGAUUUCUAGUAAAACAAGGUAAGAUUGAAAUUAUCUCCCUGUCCUGAAGUUGGUAUUAGAUCGAUAUCCAUUGCUUAUAAUGCUAGUCAAAUUGUAGCUGCUGAUUCAUAAGGAUAAUGUCAUACGUAUAUGAUGAAUAACAUGGACCUCACUGAACAGAGUUUGUUGUAUAAGUUUGAGGCUCAUCAAGAUUAUAUACUCAAGGCUUCAAUUUCUGCAGAUCUAAGAUAUUUGGCUACUUGCAGUGCUGAUAAAACCGUGAAAUUAUGGACUUUGAAUGAGAAAAAUUUAGGGAAUGACAAAUAUCCAAAAUGGGAAUUGUUUUCAACUCUUUAUGGUAGUCAAUAGUGAUCCAAUAUUUAUAGGUCAUGGCAAAUGGGUAUGGGAUUGUGCAUUUUCUUGUGACUCAGAGUAUAUCAUUACAGCAUCAUCUGACUUAACAACAAAAAUAUGGCAAACUGAUAGUGCUGCUGUGCUUAGAACUUUAAAGGGACAUAAAUAGGCUGUUACUAGUUUAUCAAUUAAUGAUAUAGCAAUUGAUUGA
Paramecium octaurelia is the source of this 1010-nucleotide messenger RNA. The record is from the annotation of a GenBank genome assembly. Lineage: Eukaryota; Ciliophora; Oligohymenophorea; Peniculida; Parameciidae.